Molecule: messenger RNA, 2340 nt
Organism: Cyclocybe aegerita
Lineage: Eukaryota; Fungi; Basidiomycota; Agaricomycetes; Agaricales; Hemipholiotaceae
Source: the annotation of a GenBank genome assembly
AUGACCACCGGACAUUCCUCCACUAUCAUCACCUUCCUCGACGUGCUCAUGGAAGCUCCCUACGGCCACCGCAGCGAUCCAUACCUCGCGAUUCUGUACUUCUGUUACUUCCAAUUCGACUAUUCAACUCGCUGUUUGUCCGAUUGCCCGUUGCGCCAGACCUUCGCUCACAGCACCGUUCUGCUUGACAACUCGCUCUCUCACUCAACACUUUCGUCGACAUUUCGUCGUUCCCCUCUCUUUCUCCUUCCCAAAAUGAUCCCGGCCACAAGAUCUUUCGCCGCCAAAGGCGCACCAAAAGCAGCGUCGGCCGUUCGUUGCAAAUCCACUGUCGCCCCGGGGACCUCGUUUUCCAUGAUCGACGCAAAGUCGAGAGUGAGAGAGCAUGCCCGCAAUAUAAGCCGUACAACCGUCGCAAAGGCAGAACCAGCACCCACCGCCCGACCGACACCCGCGCCAGGCUUCCAGCAGAUUCCAACACCGAGCAACACAAGACUGCCCCCGACGCACAUUGAAGGCCCAGGACCGGCACCCAAUGCCGCUCUCGACCACUCUUUCAUUGGCCUUUCAGGUGGCCAAAUCUUCCACGAGAUGAUGCUGCGCCAUGGGGUCAAGCACAUCUUCGGAUACCCCGGCGGUGCCAUUCUCCCUGUCUUCGACGCCAUCUACCAGUCGCCGCAUUUCGAGUUUGUCCUACCUCGCCACGAGCAGGGAGCCGGACACAUGGCUGAAGGAUACGCUCGUGUAUCUGGUCUCCCCGGAGUCGUUCUCGUCACCUCCGGCCCUGGAGCAACCAACGUCAUUACACCCAUGCAGGACGCCCUCUCGGACGGUAUCCCCCUGGUCGUCUUCUCCGGCCAGGUAGCCACCUCCGCCAUCGGCUCCGACGCCUUCCAAGAGGCGGACAUCGUCGGCAUUUCGAGAAGCUGCACAAAGUGGAACGUGAUGGUGAAGACGAUUGAGGAGCUUCCGCGGCGGAUAAAUGAAGCGUUCAAGAUCGCCACGUCGGGCCGACCUGGGCCUGUGCUCGUCGACCUACCCAAGGACAUUACAGCCGGUAUUCUGCGUUCGCCUCUGCCCUACAAGGCCACGACACCCGGCAUCCACCUCGGGCUGCCCAUGAACCCACUGCAGAUGGCGGAGCUGCCGACGGACGCCGCGCUCGUGAAGCAGGCGGCUCACAUGAUCAACGGGGCGGAGAGGCCCGUGAUCUACGCGGGCAACGGGGUCCUCUCGUCGCCCAUGGGCCCUAAGCUGUUGGCCCUACUGGCAGAGAAGGGCAACAUCCCCGUGUGCACGACCCUCCAGGGUCUGGGAGCGUUCGACGAGACGAACGAGAAGAGCCUGCACAUGCUGGGGAUGCACGGGAGCGCGUACGCGAACCUGGCGAUGCAGCAGGCGGACGUGAUCAUCGCGCUCGGUGCGCGGUUCGACGAUCGCGUGACGGGCAAGGUCGACACCUUCGCCCCCGCGGCGAGGCUCGCGGCUGCGCAAGGCCGCGGUGGGAUCAUCCACUUCGAGAUCCUGCCCAAGAACAUCAACAAGGUCGUCGAGGCGCAAAUCCCUGUCGUCGGCGACGUCAUUGCGAACCUCGCUGCGCUGGUGCCAGAGAUCAGGGCGAAGCCGAGAGAGGGGUGGUUCAGGGAUAUCAAGCAGUGGAAAGAGAAGUACCCGUUCACUUUUGCAAAGAGCGAGCCGGGGGCGAGGAUGAAGCCGCAGGAAGUUAUCGAGGCGCUGGAUAGUCAAACGAGGGAGAGGAAGGACGAAGUUAUUGUCGCGACGGGUGUUGGCCAGCACCAGAUGUGGGCCGCGCAGCACUUUAGGUGGAAGCAUCCGCGGUCGAUGGUCACAUCAGGUGGUCUAGGGACGAUGGGCUUCGGCCUCCCAGCUGCCAUCGGCGCCAAAGUCGCCGCACCGCAAAAAACCGUCGUCGACAUCGACGGCGACGCCUCCUUCAGCAUGACCGCGAUGGAGCUCGCCACCGCCUCGCAGUACUCCAUCGGCGUCAAGAUCCUCGUCUUGAACAAUGAGUUCCAGGGCAUGGUCCAGCAGUGGCAGGACCUCUUCUACGACAACCGCUACUCGCACACGCGCAUGGUCAACCCGGACUUCGUGCUCCUGGCGCGGUCGAUGGGUGUGCAUGCGAUCCGGUGCGAGCGGAUGGAGGAUCUGGACGCGAAGAUGAGGGAGUUCUUGGAGUAUGAUGGGAGUCGGCCGGUGUUGAUGGAGUGUUUGGUGGAGAAGAACGAGCAUGUGUUCCCCAUGGUCCCUGCUGGCAAGGCGCUGCAUGAGCAGUUGCUACACCCCGACCUGAGAGAAACCGCCAAGAAGUCAAACUGA